Molecule: messenger RNA, 3177 nt
Organism: Phoenix dactylifera (date palm)
Lineage: Eukaryota; Viridiplantae; Streptophyta; Magnoliopsida; Arecales; Arecaceae
Source: RefSeq, a predicted model, not a curated record
AUGGCAAGCCGAGGCAACCAAAGUCGUUCUAGCGAUGAAGAACCUCGUAGAGAGCGAGAUCUUCGCGACAUAGAGAAUGAUGAGUUGCGGCGGCAAGUCCAAAAUCUUACCGAAAGGUUGGCUCGUUAUGAGCAAAACCCGAGUGAAGAGGAGGGCGGCACCACUGAAGAAGAUCGCAACACCUUCCGUGACCAAAGUUUACGUCGUGGUAGGAGGAGCAACUCUUCUUCAUCUCACCAACAUCGUCAUCAAUUUCGAUUUUCAGACAUCAGGGUAGACAUUCCUGAGUUUGAAGGAAAAAUGCAACCCGACAUCUUUCUAGAUUGGCUUAACACUGUUGAGCGGAUCUUUGACUACAAAGAGGUCCCCGAUGAGCUUAAAGUGAAGAUUGUAGCCAUCAAGCUUCGAAAGCAUGCAUCAAUAUGGUGGGAGCGCCUCAAGUUGCAAAGAGCAAAGGAGGGCAAAACCAAGAUUCGUACUUGGGAGAAAAUGAAGAAAGAGCUUCGCAAAAAGUACCUUCCCGAAAAUUACCUUCAAGAUGCAUUUCUCACUAUGUAUCAAUUCACUCAAGGGAUGCGAACCGUGGAGGAGUACACUGAAGAGUUCGACAAUCUUAUGGUUCGUUGUGGUGUAGCAGAGGCCGAAGAGCAAACAAUAGCUCGUUACCUUAGCGGAUUGAGGCGUGACAUCCAUGAUAUGGUACACCUCCAUUCUUUUAUUUCUCUUAAUGAUGUUAUUAAACUUGCUACUAAGGUGGAACGCCAACUUCAACAACGGCUAGAAAAGGGUUUAACAAAUGCUCCUGGAGGCCGAAAUUUCAAGCGUGAGGGCAUUCCUAACCGGGGGAGUGCAUCGCAAUCUCAUUCAUCUUCUACAUCUAAGCCAACCACGAUGGUGAAAAAAGAUGCUUCAUCUUCUUCUCGGCCAACAUCAUCUCAACCUCAAUGUUUCAAGUGUUCUGGCUAUGGGCACAUUGCUUCUGAGUGUCCAAAUAGAAGAGUGGUUUCUCUUGCCGAAGAAGGUGAUAGUGAAGAAAAUGAGUCAGACUCUAUAUAUGAUGAAAUUGAAGGAGACAUCACAUAUAGUGAUCAUGGUGAAGCUCUUGUGGUCCGUCGAACCCUGAAUUCAAUACGAAGCGAAGAUGAUCACAUGUGGCUCCGGCACAACAUCUUUCAUACUCGAUGUACGGCUCAUGGCAAAAUUUGCAAUGUUAUUAUCGAUGGAGGAAGUUGCGAGAAUUGCGUCUCAAUGGAGAUGGUGGAAAAGUUGAAACUCAAGACAAAACCUCACCACCACCCAUAUUCUCUUUCUUGGCUCAAGAAAGGAAAUGCGGUAAAAAUUUCCCAACGUUGCCUUGUUCAAUUUUCAAUUGGGAAAAAUUACCGUGAUGAAAUAUGGUGUGACGUGGUUCCUAUGGAUGCUUGCCAUUUACUUUUGGGGAGGCCAUGGUUAUUUGAUAGAAGGGUUGUUCAUGAUGGAUACAAAAAUACUUAUGCAUUCUUGAAGGAUGGUGUCAAAAUAACCCUUGGGCCUUCAAAAAUGGACAACACACCCAAACCCAUUAAGGGAGAGGGAAGUACCUUUUUGUCCAUGGCAGAGUUUGAAGUUGAAAUUCGAGAAGCCUCCCAAGCAUAUGCUCUUAUAGUGGUGGAAUCUAAUCCGGAGGACAAUUUAUUGCCACCCAAGAUUACUUCUUUUUUGCAGGAAUUCCGAGAUGUGACUCCCGAUGAAAUUCCUUCUAGUCUUCCACCAAUGAGAGAAAUUCAACAUUGCAUUGAUCUUAUGCCAGGUGCAACUUUACCAAACAAGGCGGCAUAUAGAAUGAGUCCCAAGGAGCAUGAAGAAUUGCAAAGACAAGUGAACGAGUUGGUGGCCAAAGGCUUGGUACGUGAAAGCAUGAGUCCAUGUGCGGUUCCUGCCUUACUUGUCCCCAAAAAGGAUGGAACAUGGCGCAUGUGUAUUGAUAGCCGAGCUGUUAACAAGAUCACCAUCAAAUACCGUUUUCCUAUCCCUCGGCUAGACGACAUGUUAGAUCAACUUGCCGGCGCUUGCAUCUUCUCCAAGCUUGAUCUUCGAAGUGGCUAUCAUCAAAUUUGCAUGAGACCGGGUGACGAAUGGAAGACGGCAUUCAAGACAAGAGAUGGACUAUAUGAAUGGCUUGUGAUGCCAUUUGGGCUCUCUAAUGCACCAAGCACAUUCAUGCGCCUCAUGAAUCAAAUCUUCAAGCCUUAUAUAGGUAAAUUUGUCGUUGUUUACUUUGACGACAUUUUGGUCUAUAGCAGGGAUCAAGAGCAACACUUGGAGCAUCUUAGACAAAUUUUUAUGACGUUGCAAAAGGAGAAGCUCUAUGUCAACCUUCGCAAAUGCGACUUCUUGACCGAUAGCCUAAUAUUUUUGGGUUAUAUGGUCACCGCCAACGGCAUCAAAGUUGAUCCUAAGAAGAUUGAAGCUAUCUCUAGUUGGCCGGUACCUCGUACCAUUCACGAGAUCCGGAGCUUUCAUGGGUUGGCCACAUUUUAUCGAAGGUUUAUACGACAUUUUAGUUCUAUUAUGGCCCCCAUCACAAAUUGUUUGAAAGGUGGAUCCUAUCAAUGGACUAUGGAGGCUCAAGAAAGUUUUGAGAAGCUUAAGGUAUUAAUGACAACGGCCCCUAUCCUUGCCUUGCCAGAUUUUGAAAAAGUUUUCGAGGUGGAUUGUGAUGCCUCUAAUGUGGGCAUUGGCGCAGUGCUUAGUCAAGAAGGACGCCCUAUUGCCUUCUUUAGUGCCAAACUUGGAGAUGGGCGAAAGAACUAUUCAACAUAUGAUAAAGAAUUUUAUGCUAUUGUUGAGGCUCUUCGUCAUUGGCGGCACUAUCUUGUGACUAAGGAAUUUGUUCUCUACUCCGAUCAUGAAGCCUUGCGAUUCCUCAAUACUCAACACAAGCUUAGUGCAAGGCAUGCCAAGUGGAUUGAAUUUUUGCAAUCUUUUACCUUCACCAUCCGUCAUAAAGCCGGAAGUCUCAAUCAAGUUGCGGAUGCUCUUAGUCGAAGACAUGCUUUGUUGUCAACCUUGGAGAUUAAGGUUACUUAUUUAAAGGUAACCAAUUAUGUAUUCCUAAUUGCUCUCUUCGCCAAGCAAUCAUCAAAGAAGCCCAUAAUGGAGGACUUGGAGGACACUUUGGCCGAGACAAGACUUUAA